This is a messenger RNA of Striga hermonthica, 1728 nucleotides long. The record is from the annotation of a GenBank genome assembly. Lineage: Eukaryota; Viridiplantae; Streptophyta; Magnoliopsida; Lamiales; Orobanchaceae.
AUGAACGAGCAAGCUCCGAUGAUGAAUCAGCAGCAGCAGCAGCAGCACUUGAUGAACUUGAAUCCGAACAUGAUGGGUAUGAAUCAAAUGAAUCAACAGCCUCCGCCGCAGAUGGUUCCUCCGAUGAAUCGAGGCUAUGGCGGCAUGUGGUCCCAGCCGACGAUGCAGUUUCAGAAACCCAACCCUAAUCCCGGUGCCAUGAAACCUCCAUUGUCGUCCUUCAACAAAUCAUUGGGUCCGAGGAGCAAUUGGAAGGGGAAAAAGGUAAGUAAGCCCAACGACAAGAGGAGGAACAACGACCUGCAGAAAUCCCUAAUGUCUGGUUCCAGCUCAGGCCUUGCCGGCGGUGUUAACAUAAUCAACAAUGGAGGUGCAGGCGGUGGCUUAGGGAAUAUGAACUUUAACAGCUAUCAACCUCCCACUCUGAAUGAAUUGCAGCACCAGAAUCGAAUCAAGGCCCGCAAGUUCUUCACGAAGAAGAAGUUCAGUAAGAACAACAACAUGAACAUGAACCCGAACCCAAACAUGGUCAGCGGCAAUUACAAUAAUUUUAACAACAGCAGAAAUGCCCCCUAUGCUCCGAGGAACACGACCUCGUUUUUAAUCCGGGCAAAAAAGAGCGGCGGCAUAGCAUCGCUUGUCUCACCUUCCCCCAUGACGCCAGCUGUCCUUCCGACUCCCAUAUUUUCUCCAUCCAGGGAGGUUUUGGUUGACAUGGCGAAAGAGGAGUGGGGGGUGGAUGGGUACGGGUCGAUGAAGGGUUUGAUUCGGUUGAGGUCGCCCGGGCACGAGAUGGAGCCCCAUGAGGAUGAUGAUGAGGAUGAAGGGGGAUCGAGUGAGAGUGAUGUUGAGGAGCAUGUCGAGGUUGAGAGGAGGUUGGACCAUGACCUUAGCCGGUUUGAGAUGAUUUAUAACCCGAAUAGUGGUACAGCCGGCGGAAUGGAUUUCCACAGUGUGCUGGAGAACCGGGUGGAUGAUCAGGACAGCCACAUUGCCCAGCUGGAGGAGGAGAACCUGAUAUUGAAGGAGAGGCUGUUCUUGAUGGAAAGGGAGUUGGAUGAUUUGAGGAGGAGGAUGCUGUUUCUGGAAGGGAGAGGGAACAGAGGUGGAGAAAUAAUAAAUGAGGAAGUUGUUGAGAAUGAGUCUGAAAAUGAGAGCGGGAGCCGUGGAGAGGAGGGUGGUCAAUCUGUUGGGGACAAUAAUGAGGACUUCAGUGAAGAUAAUAUGAGGGUCUGUAAGGGAAAAAACUGUGAUGCGACAUACACGGAAGUGGAAACUGCAGAGAAAAUUGAAGGGUUCGGUUUUGAAAAGGAAGUGGAGAAAGAAUUUGAUGUGGUUGGUGGAGAUGGCGAGGGAAGUAAAAAGCUUUGUGGUUCUCAAGGUAAAGGAGAAAAUAACGAAGAGAAUGAAUUCGCUGACGCAAAUAAUGAAAAAGGUGAUGAGUUAUAUUUUGGGAAGGAAGCAGAUAAUAAAGAUGAUAUGGUUGCUGAGGCUGAUGAUGAGAAUGGUAAGCUGACUAAGAUGCAGGGAAAAGAAGAAAUUUACAACAAUGAGGCCCUUGAUGCCGACAAGGUUGAAGGGAACAAUAAGGUUGUUAAAGAGGGAGACGAGGAUAAUCACCAUGAAGAGAAUAAGUAUGAGGAUAUGGAAGUUAAUGUUACCGACAAUGUUGAUACAGAGUCAUGUGAACCUGUGGUGGCAGGUAAAGAUAUUUGUACGGAAAACUAG